AGCGAAGAUGUCUGGGCCUGUAAAAUCACUCAAGAGCAUCGCGCCGGUUCCUACGGCUACGGAUUUCUUAGAUAUUGUCCUAUCAAAAACACAAAGGAAGACUCCAACUGUUAUUCACAAGAAUUUUAAGAUCUCACGUAUUAGAUCUUUCUACAUGAGAAAGGUUAAAUUCACUCAAGAAUGCUUCAACGAGAAAUUGGAUGCCAUUUUAUCAGAAUUCCCUAUCUUGGAUAAUUUACACCCAUUUUUGUCUUCUCUUAUGAACGUUUUAUACGACAAAAAUCAUUACAAGCUCGCUCUCGGUCAAUUGAACACUGCUCGCCAUUUGAUUGAUCAAGUUUCCAAGGACUACAUUAGACUUAUGAAGUUUGGUGACUCUCUUUACAGAUGCAAACAACUUAAGAGAGCUGCUAUGGGUCGUAUGGCUACCGUCAUGCGUAGACAGAAGGAUCCACUUGCUUAUUUAGAACAAGUCAGACAACACAUCGCACGUUUACCUUCUAUCGAUCCUACAACCAGAACUCUUUUGAUUUGUGGUUAUCCAAACGUCGGUAAAUCAUCCUUCAUCAACAAGAUCACAAGAGCUGAUGUUGACGUUCAACCAUACGCUUUCACCACAAAAUCUCUCUUUGUUGGACACAUGGACUACAAGUACCUCCGCUGGCAAGUCAUAGACACUCCAGGUAUUCUCGACCACCCAUUGGAGGAAAUGAACACUAUCGAAAUGCAGUCUAUCACCGCUAUGGCUCACUUGCGUUCCGCUAUCUUAUACUUUAUGGACUUAUCUGAACAAUGUGGUUACACAGUUGAAGCUCAAUGUAAAUUAUUUAGCUCAAUCAAGCCUUUAUUCGCCAACAAGCCAGUUUCAAUCGUUUUCAACAAGAUUGACGUUACUACAUUUGACGAUUUGACCGAAGAAAAGAAGAAAGCUGUACAGGAAGUACUCGCGGACGGUGAUGUCAAGGACAUGAAGUUAUCUUGUAUGUCAGAGGAAGGUAUCAUGGACGUUCGUAAUCAAGUCUGUGAAACUCUUUUAGCACACAGAGUUGACACGAAGAUGCGUGGUUCAAAGAUUAACUCUGUCGUUAACAGAAUUCACGUCGCUCAACCAAAACCAAGAGACGAUGUUGAACGUACUGCUCAAAUUCCUGAUGUUGUUAAGCAACGUAAAGGUUACGACAAGGAGGACCCAGAGAGAAGAAAACUCGAGCGUGAUAUUGAAGAAGCCAAUGGUGGCACUGGUGUAUAUAGUGUUGAUCUUCACAAGUAUUACCUUCUUGAGAAUGACGAUUGGAAGAAGGAUACAAUGCCAGAAUUCCUUAACGGUCACAACGUCGCUGACUUCGUUGAUCCUGACAUUGAAGAGAAGUUGGAAGCGCUUGAACGUGAAGAGGAGAAACUUGAAGCUGAAGGUUUCUACAAUUCUGAUGAAGAUAUCCUUGAUAGUGAGGAAGAGGAGACUAGAGCCAACGCUGAAGCUAUUCGUGGUCAAAAUAACUUGAUUAAGUUGAAAUCACAGGACCAAACUAGAAAGAAGAAGUCUGCAAUCAUGCCAAGGACACAACAAUCAAGAACAUUGUCUGAUAUGACAGCCGAUCUCGCCAGCAAAGGUAUUGACGCUUCCAAUAUUGAAGGCAGAGCUAUUGCUUUGGCGAAAUCUAAAGGAUUGGUUGGUAAACGUAAACACGAUGAUGUUGAAAUGGCCGAGGAUGAUGAAGGUGCAAGUGAUGAAGAAGGAAUGGAAGUUGAUGAAGAUAAGCAAUCAAGCAAGAAGUCUAAAGGUGUUGCAGCCGCCGAUAAAGCCGCUCACCCACGUGCUCCUAAGAAGAACAGAGCUGUCGGUGGUCUCGGAAGCAAAGCUAAUGAAGAUCAAGCUAAGAAAUACCGUUCUUUGGCUCAAAGAGAACCAGCGAGAUUAUCAAAGGCUUCUGAAUCUGAUAGACAUAUCCAAACUACCAAACCAAAAUGGAUGUUGUCUGGUAAGAGAAAGAUGGGUACGAACUCAAGACGUUAAGCUUAACUUAUACACACAUUAUUUUGAUAUAUAUACAUACAUUUUAUUGUAUUUUAUACUAUUUUUAUAUACUUCGGUGCAUUUUAGACUCUUCUUGUUUAGUUGCAGCGAUG
Wallemia mellicola CBS 633.66 is the source of this 2127-nucleotide messenger RNA. RefSeq names its product P-loop containing nucleoside triphosphate hydrolase protein. Lineage: Eukaryota; Fungi; Basidiomycota; Wallemiomycetes; Wallemiales; Wallemiaceae. Gene Ontology annotation, biological process: ribosomal large subunit biogenesis. Gene Ontology annotation, molecular function: RNA binding; GTPase activity; GTP binding. Gene Ontology annotation, cellular component: nucleolus. The record is from RefSeq and is a predicted model, not a curated record. The transcript is spliced from 5 exons. Bases 8 to 2014 code for a protein of 668 amino acids.